AUGGCGGAUCACGUGUAUGUUAAAAUCGACAUUAGAUGCAUUGACGCUGCAAUACGUCAGAGCAAAUUUGUGAAAGCAAAACUUGAUGAUGAUAUCGGACGUGUCAUAUCUGUAUUGCUGGAAGAAUCCGGUAAAUCUGACGCUGUUCAAAUAUCUAGAAUUGAAAGCAGGGGCACAGACAUUGACCCUAAGACACCUAUUAGUGUUCUCAAAGAUUUUGGAUGUAAAACGAUUUCCGCAUGGGUGUGCAAAUUAGAGCAGGAUUCCAACACCACCAACAACAAACCAACCCAGGGUAAAAGUAUAUUUGAUGUACUAAUGACAGCUACCAGGAGCUACACACAAUAUCCUGCACAAAGGUAA
This is a messenger RNA of Saccostrea echinata, 363 nucleotides long. RefSeq lists its product as uncharacterized. The record is from RefSeq and is a predicted model, not a curated record. The coding region runs from base 1 to 363 and encodes 120 amino acids. The transcript is spliced from 2 exons. NCBI's taxonomy places the organism in Eukaryota, Metazoa, Mollusca, Bivalvia, Ostreida, Ostreidae.